GAGGGGAGGAGGCGGACGUUCUGUAGCAGCAGGUUUGUGAGCGCAGAAGGCGGAGGAGGAAUCAGAGCGAAAUAAACAGUGUGGCUGCAGUGAGGAAGGAGAGACACAUAGAGAGAGAGAAGGACAGAGAGACAGAGAGAACGGCCUCACCUUUUUGCUGACCCAUGAAAGAAGCCAUGCCGGUCCUCUCAGCAGGCACAGGCCUGCACGAGACACUGGCCCUGCUGACAUCACAGCUGCGUCCUGAUGCCAACCACAAGGAGGACAUGGUCUUCCUCAAAGACAUCUUCAGUGAGAAGAGCCUGGGUUACCUCAUGAAGAUCCAUGAGAAGCUGAGACAGUACGAGCACCAGAGUCCUACACCUGUUCUACACAGCGCUGCCUCUUUGGCUGAGGAUGUGGCAGAUGAGCUACAAAGUGGACCAAUGAGUGUUGAGGAGAAGGAACUCCUACAGCUGUUGACAUCCCCCCAUCUCAAGGCAGUUUUGUCCGUUCAUGACACGGUGGCCCAGAAGAACUUUGACCCUGUGUUGCCACCGCUGCCUGACGACUUCGAGGACGAGCUGGAGGAGGAGUCAGUGAAGAUCGUCAGACUGGUCAAGAACAAGGAACCACUGGGGGCCACCAUCAGAAGGGAUGAGACCACAGGGUCUGUGAUCGUGGCCCGCAUCAUGAGGGGCGGGGCUGCAGACCGGAGUGGACUGGUCCAUGUAGGAGACGAGCUACGGGAGGUCAACGGCAUCUCCAUCAUUCACAAGAGACCUGAUGAGAUCAGUCAGCUUCUGUCCCAGUCUCAGGGCUCCAUCACCCUGAAGAUAAUCCCAGCCAUUAAGGAGGAGGACCGUCUGAAGGAGAGCAAGGUCUACAUGAGGGCCCUGUUUGACUACAUCCCUGCUGAUGACAAGGCCACGCCCUGUCAGGAGGCGGGACUUCCCUUCAAGCGAGGUGACAUCCUGCAGGUGGUAACCCAGGAUGACCCCACCUGGUGGCAGGCCAAACGGGUGGGCGACAGCAACCUCCGUGCUGGACUCAUCCCCUCCAAACUCUUCCAGGAGAGACGGCUGGCCUACCGGAUCAAAAUGGGCACACUUCCGAACCCUAAAUCCCCUAAAAAUCUGACCUAUGACCAGGGAUGUGACAAAGAGGACUGUGACUGUGAGGGCUAUUUCAAUGGACAGUACAUAGCUACUGACUGUGUCUCUCCUAAGUGUAAAGCAGUGGCGCCCUCCUGUGGCCAGGUGUUUUCCUGGGAAUUUUAUUCAGCCGGUCUGAGGAGGAGUUUCCGUCUGAGCCGAAAGGACCGGUCAGGAUCCCUCGGAGGAGGGGCCACUCCCGACCCCACCGACCCAGACUUUGCUACCUACGAGGAGGUGACCCGCUACCAGCACAGGCCCAACGAGAGACCCCGCUUGGUGGUCCUGAUAGGUUCCCUUGGAGCUCGUAUCAAUGAGCUGAAACAGAAGAUGAUAGCAGAGAACCCACAUCGCUAUGCUGUGGCUGUACCACAUACCACCAGGCCCAAGAAGCCUCAUGAGAAGGAGGGGGUGGAGUACCACUUUGUCACCAAACAGGCGUUUGAUGCAGACGCUCUGAGCAACAAGUUCAUAGAGCAUGGGGAGUACAAGGAGAACCAGUAUGGUACCAGUAUAGAGGCCAUCCGCUCUGUACAGGCCAAGAACAAGAUGUGCCUAGUGGACGUUCAGCCAGAGGCUCUGAAGACACUGCGGACAUCUGAGUUCAAGCCCUAUGUCAUCUUCGUCAAGCCGCGCGUCCCGGAGAGCAGACGCCGUCGUAGUGCUGCCACCUCACCAGCAGGGGGAGACCAUGGGCGAGUUACGGAUGAGGACCUGCAGGAAAUGCGUCAGUCGGCGCAGCAGAUGGACCAGCAGUACGGCCACUUGGUCGACCGGGUCCUAAUCAAGGAGGACUCAGCCAGCGCCUGCACAGAACUACGAGGCAUUCUGGAGCGGCUGGAGCGUGAGACCUUCUGGGUGCCCCUCUGUUGGGUCCGGAACUAACCCCCCUCUCCCCAACCACCACCCUCCAGAGGGGGUACACAGCCCCCCAGCCCUUCCUCCAGCAGGACCCCUACCCUACCCCCUCCCCUUCAGCCCUUUCCUGAUCUCCUGGACCCCUUCCCCUUGGCUCCAUGGGCCAGCCUGUGGGGUGGGGAGGAUACUGCCCGAACCCCUGGCCUGAUACCUGAUGCUGGGCCAGCCCCACUGGCACUAGGGGAGAAGGGCAUGCGGCAAAACCCUUUGGACAUUUCUGUGUUUGGGAUGUUCAGAGGGAAAGACUGUUUUCCUGGCUAAAAACCUGGCUGACUCCACACACACACACACACACACACACACACACACACACACACAUAUUCAGUGCAUGCAAUCCAUUGUUCAAAUUAAUAUGUUUUUCAUAUAUUUAUUCAAGUUUUUUUUUUAUUAUUUAUGUCAGCCAGUCAGUCAGACAGACAUACAGACAUCUUGUGGCUCCAUGUGGAGUGGCUUUCUUUGGCCCGCAUGCGGCAAAACCCUUUGGAACAUUUCUGUGUUUGGGAUGUUCAGAGGGAAAGACUGUUUUCCUGGCUAAAAACCUGGCUGCCUCCACACACACACACACACGUAUACAGUACAUGCAAUCCAUUGUUCAAAUUAAUAUGUUUUUCAUAUAUUUAUUCAAGUUGUUUUUUUAUUAUGUAUGUCAGUCAGUCAGUCAGUCAGUCAGUCAGACAACAAGACAGACAUCGUGUGGCUCCAUGUGAAGUGUCAUCUGUAGCUUUCUUUGGCCCACAGUGUCUAGUACUUAAAUUCCUCUUAAUAUAAUAAUAUAUGCCAUUUAGCACACACUUUUAUCCAAAGCGACUUACAGUCAAAAAACUCGUACAAGAAUACUGCAGGAAAUCCUACAGAUCACUUACACAAUUCCUUCACAAAGACAACAUGACUGUUUUGUAAGGUUUCCUCACUUACAGUGCUUCCUCACCUAUUUCCUCUGCUCGUUGAUUCAAUGGAUGCUGAGUGAAGCCUAUCCAUUGUUAUUAUAAUGUUAUUGAAACGUUAUCUAAAAGCCAAUCCACCUGCUUCCAUUAUACCUGGACAAUGAGUAGAAAUACAUACAUAGUAUUAUUAACCCACACACUCUGUCAAUAGUACAGUAGUAUAGAUGUAAUGGUACAGAAAUAUGGAAUGUGAAAUAGAAUAUUAUUUUAUAAAGCUUUAUUAGAUCAAUUAUUUUAUGAUUUGGACGUGUUUUUAGGAUGUGCACGACAGCUUAGUUAUUUAAUCUCAGAUGUAAAUAUUGUACAUGCAAAUCCUACUGUGCCAACGAACGAUCUCGUAGCACUUCAAUGCAACCUGUUGAACUUUGACCCUAAGUGUCUAAUCCUGUCUAAUCAACAGUAAGUGUGCAUUACUUCAGUUCUGGGACUCUGGAUGUGUGGAUGUCAUGUACACACAAGUGCACUAAAACAUGCUAUGCUCCUUUUUGUGUACAUAGGAAUGCACCUUGUAUAGCUGACAUCAGACACGUUUAAGAUGUAGGUGCAGUGUGGGCAAUAGGGUUUUGGGGAGGGGGGUGUUCUAUGGUCCAUCUUGAUAAUCAGGGUCCUUGUUAAAUUGUUCUGUAUCUGUUGUCUCUACAGUUGAGGACACUGGUAUUAGUGGGAUAUGGACUCUUCCAAGUGUGAUUGUGGGUUCAAGCCGUCAUUAUAAAUACACACGUACGUGUUUCUUUUAUGUUAUCUUGGUGUUUACAGAAGCAAUGUUAAAAGCCAUUUCAAGGUUACAAGGUAAUACACAAGAAAAACCAAUGACUCACGCUGGUGAAAGAUAAGGGAGAAAAUAACUGUUGUUACUAGACUAAAGCAAUCAGAGAGGUUUUGUGAAACUCCACCUGUUCUCAAUCUAUAUAUCGGCUCUGUCGCUCUGAGCGACUGGUGCUCUUUUAAUAGAGGCAUCAAAGUUCUCAGCGCUCUGUGUGUGUGUGUGUGUGUGUGUGUAAACACUAAGUCUUGUUUUGUUGUGGAGAACUGAUAAACUAUCAACAGGAGCUUCCAGAUCCUCCUUUCCUCCAAUUCUCAUCCUGUUCUCUUUUUAACAUGCAAUGUGUUCUUGAUCUUUUACUGUAAACCAAGAAACCCAGAAUGGUGACUUUGUAAUGUGACAUGUAUAAAGUGCCAUAGUAAAACCAGAUGAACCAAGUGCUA
Coregonus clupeaformis (lake whitefish) is the source of this 4201-nucleotide messenger RNA. Its product is annotated as MAGUK p55 subfamily member 3-like. Gene Ontology annotation, cellular component: plasma membrane; cell-cell junction. Lineage: Eukaryota; Metazoa; Chordata; Actinopteri; Salmoniformes; Salmonidae. The record is from RefSeq and is a predicted model, not a curated record. Gene Ontology annotation, molecular function: protein binding. The transcript is spliced from 21 exons. Bases 165 to 2018 code for a protein of 617 amino acids.